This is a messenger RNA of Brassica oleracea var. oleracea, 2031 nucleotides long. RefSeq names its product 4-coumarate--CoA ligase 1. The transcript is spliced from 4 exons. Lineage: Eukaryota; Viridiplantae; Streptophyta; Magnoliopsida; Brassicales; Brassicaceae. Bases 114 to 1769 code for a protein of 551 amino acids. The record is from RefSeq and is a predicted model, not a curated record. Gene Ontology annotation, molecular function: 4-coumarate-CoA ligase activity.
AGACAGCUCCUGUCUCCUUCAGGCCAAAGCCUAAAACACACAAUCGCAAAACCAAAACUUCUCCAAAGCUUUGAAAAGAAAAACCAAAGUGUUAAAUUGUCUAAAAACUUAGAAUGGCUCCACAAGAAGACGCCAUGCAGAAACAGAGCAGCAACAAGAGUGACGUCAUAUUCCGAUCAAAGCUUCCGGAUAUUUACAUCCCGAACCACCUCCCUCUCCACGACUACAUCUUCCAAAACAUCUCCGAGUUCGCCUCCAAGCCUUGCCUGAUCAACGGUCCCACCGGCCACGUGUACACUUACUCCGAGGUCCAUGUCGCUUCCCGUCGCAUCGCCGCCGGUUUUCAAAAACUCGGCGUUAACCAAAACGACGUCGUGAUGAUCCUCCUCUCGAAUUGCCCCGAGUUCGUCCUCUCUUUCCUCGCCGCCUCCUUCCGCGGCGCAACGGCCACCGCCGCUAACCCGUUUUUCACUCCGGCGGAGAUCGCCAAACAGGCCAAAGCCUCGAACUCGAAGCUCAUCGUCACCGAGUCUCGCUACGUCGAUAAAAUCAAAGACCUCCAAAACGACGGCGUUAUAAUCGUCUGCACCGACGAGGAACCUUCUCCGAUCCCGGAAGGCUGCCUCCGAUUCACCGAGUUGACUCAGUCAACCGAAAUUGAAACGGUGGAGAUUUCUUCCGACGACGUGGUGGCGCUUCCUUACUCCUCCGGAACGACGGGUCUACCCAAAGGAGUGAUGCUGACUCACAAGGGACUAGUCACGAGCGUCGCUCAGCAAGUCGACGGCGAUAAUCCGAAUCUUUACUUCCACAGCGAUGACGUCAUACUCUGUGUCUUGCCCAUGUUCCAUAUCUACGCUUUGAACUCGAUCAUGCUGUGUGGGCUUAGAGUUGGUGCCUCGAUCUUGAUCAUGCCAAAGUUCGAGAUUAAUCUGCUCUUGGAGCUGAUACAGAGGUGUAAAGUGACGGUUGCUCCGAUGGUUCCGCCGAUUGUUUUGGCGAUGGCGAAGUCGCCGGAGACGGAGAAGUAUGACUUGAGCUCGAUUAGGGUUGUGAAAUCUGGUGCUGCUCCGCUUGGUAAGGAGCUUGAAGAUGCCGUCAGUGCCAAGUUUCCUAACGCCAAACUCGGUCAGGGAUACGGAAUGACGGAAGCAGGUCCGGUGCUAGCAAUGUCGUUAGGGUUCGCGAAAGAGCCGUUUCCAGUGAAGUCGGGAGCUUGUGGUACGGUGGUUAGAAACGCCGAAAUGAAAAUCAUCGAUCCAGACACCGGAGACUCACUUUCCAAAAACAAACCUGGAGAGAUUUGCAUCCGUGGUCACCAGAUCAUGAAAGGUUACCUCAACAACCCGGCGGCUACAUCAGAGACCAUAGACAAAGACGGCUGGCUUCACACGGGAGAUAUCGGAUUGAUCGAUGACGACGACGAGCUUUUCAUUGUCGAUAGAUUGAAAGAACUUAUCAAGUACAAAGGUUUUCAAGUGGCUCCGGCUGAGCUAGAGGCUCUCCUCAUCGGUCAUCAGGAUAUCACCGACGUGGCCGUUGUCGCCAUGAAAGAAGAGGCUGCUGGUGAAGUUCCCGUUGCGUUUGUUGUGAAAUCCAAGGAUUCAGAGUUAUCAGAAGAUGAUGUGAAACAAUUCGUGGCGAAACAGGUUGUGUUUUACAAGAGAAUCAACAAAGUGUUCUUCGUUGAGUCCAUUCCUAAAGCUCCGUCAGGGAAGAUAUUGAGGAAAGACCUGAGGGCAAAACUAGCAAAUGGGUUGGUAAACUAAAGAAACGAAACGCAAAAGAUGUUCCAUUGUAUAUACAUACAACUGUUUGACGAUCCCAAUGAAGGACUAGAGAAGCUCAUACGAAUCAAUCAAUGCCUGUUUCUUUUUGUCUUUGUGUUGUUGUUGUCUUUGGUUCAUGUAAUGAACCUUUUGUAAUAAAAGGUGGUUUCUUUUUUUUUGGGUUUCAUGUAACUUGUGCUGGAGAAGACCAGCAGACUUUUUCAUAAAAUAAAUUACUGUUGUAAACUUAAGUAUUAGAAUC